Molecule: messenger RNA, 1847 nt
Organism: Loxodonta africana (African savanna elephant)
Lineage: Eukaryota; Metazoa; Chordata; Mammalia; Proboscidea; Elephantidae
Gene: PEF1
Product: penta-EF-hand domain containing 1
Exons: 5
Coding region: 256-1122 (288 amino acids)
Biological process (GO): COPII vesicle coat assembly
Molecular function (GO): calcium ion binding
Source: RefSeq, a predicted model, not a curated record
UUAGGAAAGGGAAGACCAGAUGCGCCAGCUCAGCAACCAAGAUCUCCGGAAACCUCCGCACGCUUAUUAGCUGCUCGGACCACUCGGGGAAGCUCGCGACCCUGUCCUGUAGCGUCACAUCCGCCGACCGACUGCCUCCCCGAUUGACAGUUGCAGACAUCCAGUCAGAAGCGGGCCCGCCCCCAGGCCCAUGCGCUGGGUGGGUUGGAGAACGGCAGGCCCCGCCCCUCGCCGACGUGUGACAUCAGAGUCGCCAUGUCCAGCUAUCCGUACGGGCAGGGCUGCCCAGGAGCUGCAGGACAAGCACCCGGAGCUCCUCCGGGUAGCUACUACCCUACGCCCCCCCAUGGUGGAGGGCAGUAUGGAAGUGGAGUACCUCCUGGUGGUGGUUAUGGGGGCCCUGCCCCUGGGGGACCUUAUGGACCACCAGCUGGUGGAGGACCCUACGGACACCCCAACCCUGGAGGACUCCCCUCUGGAACUCCAGGAGGACCUUAUGGUGGUGCAGCCCCAGGGAGCCCCUAUGGUCAGCCACCUCCAAACUCUUACAGUGCCCAACAGCCUGGGCCUUAUGGGCACGGACCUCCUCCAGGUGGCGCCCCUCCCAAUGUGGAUCCUGAGGCCUACUCCUGGUUUCAAUCGGUUGACUCCGAUCACAGUGGCUACAUCUCCAUCAAGGAACUGAAGCAGGCUCUGGUCAAUUCCAACUGGUCCUCAUUCAAUGACGAGACAUGCCUCAUGAUGAUAAAUAUGUUUGACAAGACCAAGUCAGGCCGCAUCGACGUCUACGGCUUCUCUGCCCUGUGGCAAUUCAUCCAGCAGUGGAAGAACCUCUUCCAGCAGUAUGACCGGGACCGCUCAGGCUCCAUCAGCUACACGGAGCUGCAGCAAGCUCUGUCCCAGAUGGGCUACAACCUGAGCCCGCAGUUUACCCAGCUCCUGGUCUCCCGCUACUGCCCGCGCUCUGCCAAUCCCUCCAUGCAGCUGGACCGCUUCAUCCAGGUGUGUACCCAGCUGCAAGUGCUGACUGAGGCCUUCAGGGAGAAAGACACAGCUGUACAGGGCAACAUUCGGCUCAGCUUCGAGGACUUCGUCACCAUGACAGCCUCUCGGAUGCUUUGACCCCACCCAUCUGUAGAGUGGCAUGCACUGGGGACCUGUCCUGGCUCAUGAGAGUGGAAGAAGCAUGUGAGCCUCUCUCCUUUUCCUGCCCUUCCUAGAAAAAGAUUCUCUCUUGCCUGAUGCAGCACUCUUCCCAAAAAGAGUUAGGAGUCCUGUGUCACCGAGGCCACAGGUAGGAGUGAGACAUGAGGACAGGACUAGACAUCAACUGUCCUUACAGCCGUGAACAUCUAAAUGGCACAGCCUCACACCAGGAGCAGGAGAGGCUGGUCAGUGCAGCGCUCUCCCUUCCCCACCCUGACCCCAGUGGGAAGUGCUCGUUACACUGUUAGCACCUGUGUUCCCUCAGCCAUGUUAUCCUGUCAGAUGAGCCCAGCUUCUCCGAAGUGGAAUCUGACCAAGCAUGAGAGAGGUAUGCCUGUGGGACCAGUGUGUUUGACAUCACCAUCGCCAUCACCCACACCCACAAGUCCUGUGCACUAACUUCUAGCUGCCUGGAGGCUGUCCCUGCUUGGGGAACUUGGACAAUGUGCUCCCUGGGUAUCUUUGGCCAGGCUACUGUUCUCCCAGCUUGGAUUCUUACUUGUCUGCCAUGCUCUGCUUGGUUUCAGUCCUCAGGGGACAGUUGCCACGUCCCACAGCCAACAUUUUUAUUUGCCGUUUUUUCAUUUGGGGCCAAAAGUCCAGUGAAACUGUAAGCUUCAAUAAAAGAAUGACACUCUGAA